AUGUACUUCUUUAAAUGUAUCAUAGAUGCCUUCAGACCUGGGAUAAGAUACACUUUUAAUGUGUAUGGAAUUCAAGAUGAUAGAAGUUAUUUACUGGAAAAGAAGGCUAAAUAUCUCAAAGAACUGGAACCAACAGACAGCCUCUCACUUAAUAUAGAUAAAAUUACUAUGAAUUCAUUAACAGUAAGUUGGAGACGUUAUGAUCAAGAAUUCAGGGCUGGUUUUAUUAGAGGUUACAUACUUUACAUGAAAAAGAAUAAUCAAAGCUGUACAGCAAAAGAAUCCAAACUAUUAAUACAUGCAGGUAGUCAAGUAAUAUGCACGUACAACAUUACUAAACCAAACCAAACUGAAUUAACAAUAAGACAUUUGGAACCCAACACAAAGUACCUGCUUGCAAUUAAGGCUUACACUGUCAAAUCUGAAUAUAAUGACAAUGACAACUUUACAUCCGUGUAUACAUCAGCUGACACUUAA
Molecule: messenger RNA, 477 nt
Organism: Thamnophis sirtalis
Lineage: Eukaryota; Metazoa; Chordata; Lepidosauria; Squamata; Natricidae
Source: RefSeq, a predicted model, not a curated record